AAUAUUGAUGCAUGUUAAGGACGAUAAAAAUAUCCAAUAUCCAAAGUAUUUUUGUGAUACUGUUCGCUUUCAAUCACACCCCACACGACUUUAUUUUUGUUUGUUUUAAUCCAAAAACUCUCGUUUCAAUGCAGAUAAUUAUCUUCAUCUACGUAGAUUUAUCUGACCCCAAUUAUAGAAUUUAUCUGGAUUUUCCCAACAAUGUAGAAGUUAAUGGGAAUAAAUAAAAUGAUGGGCGGUCUUAAAAUAAAUACGUGUGCCUUGUAUGAGAGACCCAACCGUCCGUCUCCGAGACCUCCGCCGCUGCCGUUGACUCGAUCUCCAUGGCCGCCAUCGUCUUCCGCUCCUCUGUUUUCUUCCUUCUUCUUUUUAAGAUCUUCUCCGCCACCGCCACCGCCACCGCCACCGCCGUGGGUUCUUACCGGAAGGUGAAGUUUCUGCCGGGAUUCUCUGGUCCUCUGCCUUUCGUACUUGAAACUGGAUACGUGGGCGUGGGCGAAUCGGAGGAAGUGCAGCUUUUUUACUAUUUUGUUGAAUCGGAGGCCAAUCCCGAAACGGAUCCUCUGCUUCUGUGGCUCACCGGCGGCCCCGGAUGCUCUGCUUUAACUUCGCUUGCCUUCGAAAUUGGUCCUAUAAGUUUUAAGGAAGAGCGAUUCAAUGGGAGUUUACCUCAAAUAAUCUCGAACCCCUACUCGUGGACAAAGAAAUCUAGUAUAAUAUUUGUAGAUUUGCCAGUAGGCACUGGAUUUUCAUAUGGUACGACUCAAGAGGCUCUUGAAACGGGAGAUUUUAGUCAAGUUCACCAUUCUCUUCAAUUUUUGAAAAAGUGGUUGGCUGAUCAUCCAGAAUUUAUGUCUAAUUCAUUCUACGUGGGUGGAGACUCAUAUGCUGGUAUGAUUGUUCCAGUUGUUGCUCAAAAAAUCUUAGAAGGAAAUAGCGAUUGGCCAUUUGUAAAUUUUCAGGGUUAUGUAUUAGGAAAUCCUGUCACUAUUCGCAAUUCAAAUCAAAAUUUUCAAGUUCCUUAUGCUCAUAGGAUGACCCUCAUCUCUGAUGAAUUAUUUGAGUGGUUGACAACUAGUUGCAAAGGAGAAUAUGUAAACAUCGAUCCCAAUAACGUAGAGUGCUUAAAACAUUAUGAUACGUAUGAAAAGUGUGUUUCAAAAUUGGAAAAAGGAUGUAUUUUGUUGCCAAAAUGUCCAUUUGAGUCUCCAAAGCAAAAAGAUGACCAUGAUCGAAGAUCUCUCUAUAACACUCCCAAAGUGUUCCUUGAUCCCAAGCCACCACUUCCUUCUCUGGGUUGCGCUUCGUAUAAAUUCUUACUUGGUUAUUAUUGGGCUAACGACGAUCAAGUUCAAAAGGCACUUCACAUACACGAGGGAAGUAUUGGAGAAUGGAUAAGAUGUAAGAGAAGAGAGGAUUACAAUUUUGAUAUUGAAAGUGCUUUUUCUUGUCAUGUGAACCUUAGUUCAAAAGGUUACCGGUCUUUGGUCUAUAGCGGUGAUCAUGAUAUGGUUGUGCCGCAUUUGGACACUCAAGCAUGGAUUAGAUCUUUAAAUUACUCCAUUGUCGAUGAUUGGAGACCAUGGUUCAUCGUCGAUCAAAUAGCCGGAUAUACGAGAACUUAUGCAAAUAAGAUGACAUUUGCAACCAUAAAAGGUGGAGGGCACACAGCUGAAUACACUCGAAAAGAAUGCAGUGUAAUGUUUAGUAGAUGGAUAGCUGGAGAAUCCUUAUAGAUUGUUUUAUAAGUGAAGGCUUUAAUUUACUCGUCCAGCAGAAAGUUUCAUUUACUGAUCCCAUUGGAUUACCGAAUACAUUAACAAAAGAAGAAAAAAAAUGAAGAUAUGGCAGAAAUUGCCUAUAGUUGGAUAAUACUUCAUCUGUCAGAUAAAUUUUUUUUUUCAAAGGUUAAGCAAUAUCGAUAAUGUUGUUCAACAAUGGACAAAGCUUUAAGAACUCUACAUGGCAAAAUCGAUCCCCAAUAAGAGGAGCGCGAUUUCUUUGGUUUCA
Messenger RNA from Momordica charantia (bitter melon), 2010 nucleotides. Its product is annotated as serine carboxypeptidase-like 13. The record is from RefSeq and is a predicted model, not a curated record. Gene Ontology annotation, biological process: proteolysis; secondary metabolic process. Gene Ontology annotation, molecular function: acyltransferase activity, transferring groups other than amino-acyl groups; serine-type carboxypeptidase activity. NCBI's taxonomy places the organism in Eukaryota, Viridiplantae, Streptophyta, Magnoliopsida, Cucurbitales, Cucurbitaceae.